Molecule: messenger RNA, 1341 nt
Organism: Galleria mellonella (greater wax moth)
Lineage: Eukaryota; Metazoa; Arthropoda; Insecta; Lepidoptera; Pyralidae
Gene: Pfdn5
Product: prefoldin subunit 5
Exons: 3
Coding region: 140-643 (167 amino acids)
Biological process (GO): regulation of DNA-templated transcription; protein folding
Cellular component (GO): prefoldin complex; cytoplasm
Source: RefSeq, a predicted model, not a curated record
ACAUUGGAUUUUGUCAUGAGGAUUGUGGUUAGGUUAUCUAUUGUAAUAUAUUGAAUUUGAUUUACUUUGUUAUAAUGUUUGAAGAUUAAGUCAAAUAAAUUAUUUAUUAUUUGAUCUGAAAAAUAAAUUAUUGCAUAAAAUGGCUACUAUAUCCUCUGCCCCAGCUCCUGGUAUGCAACAGAUCGAUUUAUCUAAGUUAAAUCUGCCGCAGUUGGCUCAAUUGAAACAGCAAUUGGAUCAAGAGCUAAAUGUCUUCCAAGAUUCUCUGCAAACUUUAAAGAUGGCUCAAGGUAAAUUUGUGGAGUCUGGAGAAAGUGUAGACAAACUGACACCAGAGACGAAGGGUAAAACCAUUUUAGUUCCAUUGACAGAGUCCAUGUAUGUACCUGGAACUAUAGCAGAUUCUGAAAACGUUAUUAUAGACAUUGGUACUGGAUAUUAUGCACAAAAAGAUAUAGAUGGUGCUAGAGAUUAUUUUAAAAGAAAGGUUCAGUUUGUAACAGAACAAAUGGAGAAAAUUCAAAUGAUGGGUAUAGAAAAAUCUAAAGCCAGAGAAGCGAUCUGUAUGAUGAUGGAGAUGAAGUUACAGGCACAAGCACAAGCUCAAGGACAGGGACAAGCACUGAAGGCUACCAGGUCAUAACACUAGAUUCCCCUGUUUAUUAAUCAUUGUGCUUGCUGGUUACUGAACUAUAUAAUUUCAUAUGAAUAAUUGUGUCUGUGUAUAGUAGAAUUUCAAUAAUUUAGUACACACAGUAUAGGCCAAACACCAUUGGAAGUGAAGGUCAAUUUAUAUUAUUAUAAAAAUUACUUUAACCCUUUCCACUCCAAGCCUUUUUUUCUGUUUAUUUCACCAGCUCCACACUAAAAUUGUGUUUUUUAACUAUUAGGGUUUUUUUCGUAUUUUGAAAAUAAAAUUGUUUUUUUCUUAUAUGAUAAACUUUAUUUUAGGAGUAAUUACAGGAUACUAUAUUAUAAUUCUUAAUUCUAAUCUUUAUAAUCCUUUUUGGUAUAGUAUUUUAAAAAAAGUCCUACCUUUUUUAAAAUUGUCUACAAAAAGAAGUAUUACACUAUGUCGAGUGUUACUCGACAGUGGAGCUGGUGAAACAUAACCAAUGUCGAGUGACACUCGACAUUGGAGUGGAAAGAGUUAAAGUUAUAAUUUUAAUGUAUUUUAAAUUAAUGAAAUUCUGUUAUAUCAGUGAAAUCAAAUUAUAAAAUAUAUCACAUUUUAAAAUUAAAAGUAAUUUUAAAAUAUGUCUAAGCUUCUCAACUCAGAUUUUGAACAACACAAUUAAUUGUACUUUAACAUUAGUUUGGUUAAUAAAUUAAUUAACACUA